Messenger RNA from Striga hermonthica, 2682 nucleotides. NCBI's taxonomy places the organism in Eukaryota, Viridiplantae, Streptophyta, Magnoliopsida, Lamiales, Orobanchaceae. The record is from the annotation of a GenBank genome assembly.
AUGGAAGAUUUGGAUUUUGGCAACAUGACGGAGGAAGCUAAAACCAGAUGGCUCAGACCCAACGAGAUUCAUGCCAUACUCUGUAACCACAAGUAUUUCACUGUUCAUGUCAAACCCAUGAAAUUGCCAAAAAGCGGCACAAUUGUGUUGUUUGACCGUAAGAAGCUGCGCAAUUUUCGGAAAGAUGGCCAUAACUGGAAAAAGAAAAAAGAUGGGAAAACUGUCAAAGAAGCACACGAACACUUAAAAGUUGGUGAUAAGGAAAGGAUUCAUGUAUAUUACGCUCAUGGAGAAGACAGUCCAACUUUUGUGCGAAGGUGUUACUGGCUGCUUGACAAGUCCUUAGAAAAUAUUGUCCUUGUUCAUUAUCGUGAAACUCAAGAGGUUUCGGGCCCAGCCACACCUGGAAACUCUAAUUCUAGUUCAGUUGCCUCAGACCCUUCUGCCACUUGGCGUUUGUCGGAAGAACCCAAUUUUAUGGUCAACGACAGGGGUAAUGACUCAUCAUAUAUUUUUCUCGUGAACAUAGAAGCACAUGAACAAAGACUUCACGAAAUAAAUACACUUGAGUGGGAUGAGCUUUUGGUGCCAGAUAAUUCCAACAAGCCCGUUACUCCUCAAGAAGGUAUUUAUACACAGGAUGACCCCCUGGUAACUGACCAAGUAUCACCAAAAAGUUCCAGCAACAGUUUCUCAGGACAUGGUGCAUCUGGGAUUUAUUGUAUGGACUAUAAUAUCGCAAACAAUGUAUCCUACCAGAGUGCUCCAUGCGAAAAAAAUGCGAAUUCAGAGAAUUUUAUUUCCAGGCUGGGGGAAUUAGUUGCAUGCAGAUCUUUAAAGAAUAUAGGGAAAGACGGUUUAGUAUCACAGGACAGUUUGGGAAUGUGGAUGCCAAAUGCAAAUGCCGACUCCUCACGACCAGUAGAUUGCCAAGGUCUGGAACCUUCGAUUUCAGCCGGACAUGAAUCUUUCACAUCUUCAGUGAUGGAUAAUCAUCUCUCGUCUGUUCCGAGCCAGAUGUUCAACAUAACUGACGUCCUGCCUUCAUGGGCUCUUUCAACUCAAGAAACAAAGGUAAUAGUUGUUGGGUUUUUCAAUGGAGGCCAACUACCCCAGACGGACUUCAGUUUACAACUUACUUGUGGGGACUCAGUUGUCCUCGUUGAAACUGUGCAAACUGGAGUAUAUCGUUGUGUAAUUUCACCUAAAAAACCUGGAUUAGUUAAUCUCUAUCUCAGUUUUGAUGGGCACAACCCUGUCAGCCAAGUCUUAACUUUUGAGGUUCGUGCACCAGAAGUGCCCAGUAGGAUGAUGACAACUACUGCAGAUAAUAAAUGCAAUUGGGAAGAAUUUCAACUUCAGAUGAGGCUUGCACGUCUGUUAUUUUCGUCUUCAAAGAGCCUCAGUUUAUUUUCCAGUAAAGUAUCCCAAAGCACCGUGAAAGAAGCUAAAGCUUUUGCAGAGCGAACAUCAGACUUAUCACAUAGCUGGGUCAAUUUUGCCAAAGUGAUUGAAGGAGCUAAAAUGCCAUUUCUCCAGGCAAAAGAUGGCUUGUUCGAGUUGACUCUACAGAAUAGGCUUCAAGAAUGGUUACUGGAGAAAAUAUUGUCAGGGUCCAAAAUCUUUGAACAUGAUGAACAAGGUUUAGGCGUAAUUCAUUUGUGUGCGAUCCUAGGCUAUACCUGGGCAGUUCUCCCGUAUUCAUGCUCUGGGUUGUCAAUGGACUAUCGUGACAAAUGUGGGUGGACAGCUUUACACUGGGCUGCAUAUUAUGGAAGGGAGAAAAUGGUGGCUGCACUCUUAUCCGCUGGCGCAAAGCCGAACCUAGUGACGGACCCCACCUCAGAUAACCCUGGCGGGUACACGGCGGCUGACCUGGCAUCGAAAACCGGUCAUGACGGCCUGGCCGGGUACCUUGCAGAGAAAGGUUUGGUGACACAGUUUAACGAGAUGGCGAUUGCUGGAAAUGCGAGCGGCACACUCCAUACCCGCCAGAGUGAUGAUGUCAUCACUGUCAGGGAGGAGGAAGAGAUGUAUCUCAAGGACACGCUGGCUGCCUACCGGACGGCAGCCGAUGCUGCCGCUCGCAUACAGGCGGCGUUCAGAGAGCACUCGUUUAAGGUGCGGAAAACAGCGGCUGCGGCAGCUUGCGAUACGGAGGUGGAGGCUCGUAGCAUAGUGGCAGCCAUGAAAAUACAGCAUGCCUUCCGCAACUACGAGACACGCAAACAGAUGGCGGCGGCUCUCAGGAUACAGUACAGGUUUAGGACGUGGAAGAUAAGGAGGGAUUUCCUCAACAUGCGCCGUCAUGCCAUAAGGAUUCAGGCAGCAUUCAGAGGUUUCCAGGUUCGGAGACAGUAUCACAAGAUUGUGUGGUCGGUUGGAAUUCUCGAGAAAGCGAUUUUGCGCUGGCGCCUCAAGAGAAAAGGCUUCCGUGGCCUGCAGGUUCAACCGGGAGAUGUUACAUUUAAGGAUCCAAAUGUAGAAAGUGACCCAGAAGAGGAUUUCUUCCAGGCUAGCAGGAAACAAGCCGAGGAGCGUGUAGAGAGAUCCGUCGUUAGGGUCCAAGCUAUGUUUCGAUCAAAACGAGCUCAAGAAGAUUAUAGGAGGAUGAAAUUGGAACAUAAUAAAGCCACGCUUGAAUAUGAGGGACUUUUUCAUCCUGAUGCAACCAUGUCAUGA